GGGGCGGCGCGGGGCACCGCGGAGUUCCCGCAGUUCGCUCGCUGCUGUGCAGCUGCCGUCGCCGCCUCGGCCCGGCACCCGCCGUCCCGCCCGCUGCGCCGGGAAGGAGACGGGACCAUUUCGGAUCUCAAGCAAACGGCCCCCUCCUAUCUAGUCGUGGCUUUUCCAAACCCUCCGAGGAGCGCGGGAUCUUUCGGUCCUUCCUGUAUUUCCGAUCAUUACAGGAUCUAGAAAUGUCGACGACACUUUUAUCUGCCUUCUACGACAUUGACUUCUUGUGCAAGACGGAGAAGUCCCUGACCAACCUCAGCAGCAUGCUGGACAAGAAGGCCGUGGGGACCCCGGUGGCCCACCCCAGCUCCAGCUUCGCGCCAGGCUUCCUGCGGCGGCACUCGACCAGCAACCUGCCGGCGCUGGCCGGCGGCUCCAAGUUCCCCAGCCCCACCGGCUCCAGCUCUUCCUCCACCUCGUCGUCCUCCUCCUCGUUCGGCAGCCUGAAGGAGACGGGCUCCGGCGGAGGCGGCAGCAGCAGCCCCACACCCCUGCUCAACAAGGAGAACAAGUUCCGGGACCGCUCCUUCAGCGAGAACGGCGAGCGCAGCCAGCACCUCAUGCAGCAGCUCCAGCAGCAGCAGGCGGCGGCCGGCAAGGGGGGCGGCUCCGGCGGCGGCGGCGGGGCCCCCAUCAACUCGACGCGCUACAAGACGGAGCUGUGCCGCCCCUUCGAGGAGAGCGGCGCCUGCAAGUACGGCGAGAAGUGCCAGUUCGCCCACGGCUUCCACGAGCUGCGCAGCCUCACCCGCCACCCCAAGUACAAGACCGAGCUCUGCCGCACCUUCCACACCAUCGGCUUCUGCCCCUACGGCCCGCGCUGCCAUUUCAUCCACAACGCCGACGAGCGCCGCCCGGCGCCCGGCGGGGGCACAGCCGCCCCCCCCAGCGCCGCCGCGGCGGGGCCGCACCACCACCCGCCCCCGCACCCCGCCGGCAGCACCGGCGACCUCCGCGCCUUCGCCCCCCGCGACCACCCGCUGGGCGGCGGCGGCGGCGGCUUCGGGCACCCGCGCGGCGGCGAGCGGCCCAAGCUGCACCACAGCCUGAGCUUCUCCGGCUUCUCCGCCCACCACCACCACCCCCCGCACCCCCACGGCGCCGCCCCGCCGCCGCCCGGCGGCCGCCUGGACGCCCCCCUGCUGGAGAGCCCCGGCGGGUCGCGCACGCCGCCGCCGCCCGCCUCCGCGUCCUACUGCGAGGAGCUGCUCUCGCCGCCCUGCGCCAACAACGCCUUCGCCUUCUCGGGCCAGGAGCUGGGCAGCCUCAUCGCGCCCCUCGCCCUGCACACCCAGAACUUCGCCGCUGCCGCCGCCGCGGCUGCGGCCGCCGCCGCCUAUUACCGCUGCCAGCAGCAGCCGCCGCCCGGCGGGGCCUGCCCGCCGCCCCCCGCCUCGCCGCCCUUCAGCUUCCAGCCCCUCCGCCGCCUCUCCGAGUCGCCCGUGUUCGACGCGCCGCCUAGCCCCCCGGACUCCCUCUCCGACCGGGAGAGCUACCUGAGCGGCUCCCUCAGCUCCGGCUCCCUCAGCGGCUCCGAGUCGCCCAGCCUGGACUCGGGCCGCCGCCUGCCCAUCUUCAGCCGCCUCUCCAUCUCCGACGACUAGGGGGCCGGGGGGCGUCCGGCCGUGCGGCUGCCGAGCAAGUAAGUUAACGAGCGAAGAAAGCGAAUCCUCCUCUUUUUAUACAUCUAUCUAUCUAUAUAUACAUCGAGAGCUGAACAAAACAAGGCAUUUUGCAAAAGGGCAAAUGACACGAACUGAACAAAACUUAUUUUUAUAGAGAGACCUUGGAAGAAGGGGAUUUUGUUUUGGGGUUUUUAUCUUGUUGUUCUUUGGAGACAAGUUAUGAUAUGCACCAGCAGCAGCCAUUCCAUCUGUGUUCAAAAAAAGAGAAAAAAGCAUUAGAAAAGACCACCUGAAAGCAACAAUCAAUCUGGGGAGCGUGUGUCCAGCCUGCCCAGCUCCUCCAAACCUUCAGACACACACAAAGUUACAAGCUAGUUUGUCUUUCAAUCCAGUUUAAGUAAAAACACAGAACAUACUAAACCUAUAAGCUUUUUUUUUUU
This is a messenger RNA of Columba livia (rock pigeon), 2116 nucleotides long. It is a transcript of the gene ZFP36L2, whose product is annotated as ZFP36 ring finger protein like 2. Lineage: Eukaryota; Metazoa; Chordata; Aves; Columbiformes; Columbidae. The coding region runs from base 234 to 1655 and encodes 473 amino acids. The record is from RefSeq and is a predicted model, not a curated record. Gene Ontology annotation, molecular function: metal ion binding; mRNA binding. The transcript is spliced from 2 exons.